Lactuca virosa is the source of this 708-nucleotide messenger RNA. The record is from the annotation of a GenBank genome assembly. Lineage: Eukaryota; Viridiplantae; Streptophyta; Magnoliopsida; Asterales; Asteraceae.
AUGGAUGAUUUAGAGAAGGUGAAUUGGGAUAAAUUGAAGAAAUCUUGGAUCAUGAUGGACUGCAAGUUGAUAGGAUUCGUUUUGGACCAAUGGGCUAAGGCAUUAAAGGCCCAAAUCAUGUCCCACCCGUGCACCAACACGCAGACCACACAAGGCCCUACAGGGGCAAAUAUGGAAAUCUUUCUUUUGUGCUAUAUGAGGAAGGUUUGGGGGCAUUUGAAGAACAUCAUCUUUUAUCUCAAAAAUCUUGCUACAUGUUUGAUCGCGUUUCACCUAUAUCACAAAAUCACGUUCGACCCUAAUAUUGUCGAUCAUUGCGUCCAUCGCUGCUUCCGAUCAAUAGCUGCUUCCGAUCAUUGCAUACUAUUUCAUCAAUCUGUGCAGAUUCAAGUCGGCAGAGCUAGAAAGAAGUACAAUGUUUCAUACCCAGCACUCUUCGCCACUGAAGCAGAUACCAAGGAUUACAAACUCUUCAACUGUAUUCAAAGAGGGCAUCAGAAUUCGAUGGAAUCUAUGCCGAUCUUCUUUGUUUUGAUGGUUUUGGGAGGAUUUAAACACCCACUUAUAUGUUCAGCUCUGGGAUUAGCGUACACAGUUACUAAGUUUUUCUAUUUCAAGGGUUACUCCUUCGGUGAUCCUAAGGGACGUCUCUCGAUUGGAGGAUUCAACGGUCUUGAAGAAGCAAAGAUAAACUACAAUCCAAAUUGA